AUGGAUCGACGAGAAAUCCUCUCGAAAGGCUCUGCCUUACAAAAAGCCGUCGCGGCAAAAGAACCUUCUGAAAACAUCAUCACCAUCCUUCGCGAUCUGAAAGCAAACGUGCGGCCGAGCGAAGACCUGCUGCGAGCAACCGGGAUUGGCAAAAUCGUGAACAAAGUCAAAGGCGUCCCAAAUGUUGAUCCGCAGGUCGCACAGCUGGCGUCCGAGAUCAUCAGCCGAUGGAGACAUGUGGUAAAUGAGCAGAAGCUGGCCAGCGGAGCAUCAACGCCGGUCGGGGCGAGGUCUAAUGGGACAAGUUCACCGGCACCCAAGGCAGCCACUCCCACCCCCAAAGUCACCAGCCCCGGCGUCCCACCAGACAAGAGGAAUUGGAAAGUGGACAAAGUCCCCCGCGACGAUCUCACCACGGAUACGGCACGGAACAACUGUAUCGGCCUGAUGUACGACGGCCUGUGUCUAGGAUCGGAUUUGCCUAUGAAACAGAUUCUAGAACUGGCCAAACAAAUCGAAUCGGCCGCUUUGAACCUACCGGACGCAAAAGGCUCGUCCGCAUCACCAGUGUACAAGGACAAAGUGCGAUCGCUAUAUCAGAACCUGAAGAAUAAAUCCAACCCAGGUCUCCGCAAGAGGAUCCUGAAUGGAGAGGUGACGGCAGUUCGGUUUGUGAGCAUGACCCAUGAAGAGAUGAAGUCCAAGCAGCAGCGUGAAGAGGAUAUGAAGAUCGCAAAGGAGAACAUGAACAACGCGAUGGUCGCCCAAGAGGAGAAGAGCGUCAGCAGUAGUCUCGAGUGCGGCAAAUGCCACCAAAAGAAAGUCAGCUACUCCCAAGCACAGACGAGGAGUGCCGAUGAACCGAUGACUACGUUCUGCGAAUGUCUGAAUUGCGGCAAUCGGUGGAAAUUUUCCUGA
This is a messenger RNA of Capronia epimyces CBS 606.96, 918 nucleotides long. RefSeq names its product transcription elongation factor S-II. Gene Ontology annotation, molecular function: RNA polymerase II transcription regulatory region sequence-specific DNA binding; zinc ion binding. Gene Ontology annotation, biological process: DNA-templated transcription; regulation of mRNA 3'-end processing; transcription antitermination. Gene Ontology annotation, cellular component: nucleus. The transcript has a single exon. Lineage: Eukaryota; Fungi; Ascomycota; Eurotiomycetes; Chaetothyriales; Herpotrichiellaceae. The record is from RefSeq and is a predicted model, not a curated record. The coding region runs from base 1 to 918 and encodes 305 amino acids.